This is a messenger RNA of Lepisosteus oculatus (spotted gar), 7094 nucleotides long. RefSeq names its product JunE proto-oncogene, AP-1 transcription factor subunit (gene june). NCBI's taxonomy places the organism in Eukaryota, Metazoa, Chordata, Actinopteri, Semionotiformes, Lepisosteidae. Gene Ontology annotation, biological process: regulation of cell cycle; regulation of transcription by RNA polymerase II; regulation of cell population proliferation. Gene Ontology annotation, molecular function: DNA-binding transcription factor activity, RNA polymerase II-specific; RNA polymerase II cis-regulatory region sequence-specific DNA binding; transcription factor binding. The record is from RefSeq and is a predicted model, not a curated record. Gene Ontology annotation, cellular component: transcription regulator complex.
UAGUCAGACAAGCAGAAAGUCCCACAGAGUCGAACUGUCAGCGGCGACGGCCAGUGGCAGAAUCACACGCAACAGACUUUCAGCUACUUCUGCGCUCAAAAAGGAUUCCUAAAGAAGACCUCUUCUUGUUUCGUGUUGUUUUGUUGUUGUUGUUGUUGUUGUUUGAGAAAACGAGAAGAUAUUCUAUUACACUGCUGGAUUAUCCGAGUGUCGUGUUCGCCUUCGCAGGAGCUGCGGUGCUGGCUGUGCGGAUUUCACAUUGCUGUUUCAGAUGAGCACGGCGGGGGACGCGCUCCCGGCUCCUGCCUCGCAAACGCGUGGAUAAAUAAAUGCCAGCGAUGGGUGGUUAUUUCAUGUAAUCUUUGAACAGUCUGACUAAUCAAACCGAUCAGAGACCAGUUGGAAAUUGGAUACUGUCUGGGAACUUUGUUGUUGUUGUUUUUUUUUUAAAGAAAUCUGCGAAUUUAUUUCCCGAGUGUUGUUGUUGUGUUACACAUGAAGACUUGUUUCACAUAGGAUUUCACCGCAAGCCGAUUAUACAGCGGUGUACCACUUAUAUUUACUGAUCAUCGAUUUCGGGGCGGACUCUUACGUUAUAAACAUUUUAAAAUAGACGGGACCCUACUGAGUAUAUAAUGCCUCUGUGGAAAUAUUCAUCCCACUGAUACGCGGGACUCAGAUUAUGAAGUUAUUACACCGUGUCAAUGACGGGUAAGAUGGAAACCCCUUUUUAUCACGAUGACACGCCAAACCUUCAAAAUUUUGGACAGAUCCCCGACUACAACCACAGGUACCCGAGCCAAAAAAUAAUGAGUAAGAAAAAUAUGGCUGCACAGAAUUUCCCAGGUCCGCUGGGAAGCACCUCUGGUUUGAAGCUGUUGCAGGGACAAGGUGGGAGCAAUGGCAGUAUAAAUUCGAACAACCCAGGUAUUAACAGUAACACAAAUGGCUCUUUAAUGCCUUCGCCAGAUGUGAAUCUCCUAAAGCUGGCUUCCCCAGAUUUAGAACACCUGAUUAUCCAGUCCAACCAGGGACUCGUCACAACCAGUCCGGCGCCAAGCUCAACACCCAACCCCUUCAUGUACAGGAACCAGGUAACUAAUGAGCAAGAAGGCUUCGCUGAUGGUUUCGUGAAAGCCCUGGCCGACCUCCACAAGCAGAACCAGCUCAUCGGGGCGCCCAUCUCCCCGUCGUCUUCAAUUCAGGGGCCAUUCCAGAGGAACGUGAUGCCCAGCGGGGACAUGCCCAUCUACACGAAUCUCAGCAGCUACAACCCCAAUCAGAUCACUGUUUCCGCCUCGUAUUCAGGGGGCCAGCUGCCCUACUCGGCAACCGGUCACGGGUCGUCUCACGGCGGCCUCGGGCAAGGACCCCACCCUCACAGCCGAGGACUCGACGAGCCCCAGACGGUCCCCGAGGUGCCCCAUCCCCCCGGCGACCCCUCCAGUUCCCCGCCUUCCCUCUCUCCCAUUGACCUGGAGACACAGGAGAGGAUCAAGGCGGAGCGCAAGAGGCUGAGGAACCGGAUCGCCGCUUCCAAGUGCCGCAAGAGGAAGCUGGAGCGGAUCUCCCGCCUGGAGGAGAAGGUGAAGGUGCUGAAGACCCAGAAUUCGGACCUGGCCUCCACUGCCAGUAUUCUGCGGGAGCAGGUGGCCCAGCUCAAGCAAAAAGUGAUGAAUCAUGUCACCAAUGGGUGCCAGAUAGCAGUGGGCACAGCUGCCCUGGCAAAAACUGGGGAGAGUACCAGCUGCUGAACGUGCUUUUUUUUGUUUGAGUCAGUGGUGUAAAGAAAUGACGAGGCAAAUAAUAAAGGCUGCUGAAGCCUGCAAACACAGAGCUGGGGUGCAACCAAUCUCUUACUCAGUUUUGCACCUCAGACAUGUGUCUCAAGAAUGAGCUAGGGAGCACAGAACAUUGAUGAUUAGUUUCUUUAUUAGUCUUGAUUAUAAGUGCGCCAGGGAACGCCCUCUGUCCCGCUGUUGAAAAGCAAGCUAUGCCAUUCUGUUUUGUACAUUUACUUGUCUACAGACUUCGUACGUGUAUUUAAUUUCCGAGCUAAAGGGGCAACGUACCUACCUUUAUGAAGAGAAGUACAUUAAAGAGGACUUCAUAAAGUCUUUAGGAGUAGGGUAGACAAGGCGGGGCGACAACUACUCUCAGAGCAACGUUCCAGCAGGGUACGAGCAAACUAAUGAAGGCUUGUUGGAGAAAGGGAAACACUGCACUUUGAAAUCUGAAAACAUAUCAUUUAAUACAGGAUGGAGGUUCUUGAAAUAUUUCUCAACAGCUUCCAAAGUAAAAGUACAUUUUGAGCAAUCUCCAGGUAUACCUGGUUCUGAAACGUGACAAGUCCAGGGGGAGGUGGGAGAGGAAUAAACCCAUUAAACGUCUGCAAGCACACUCUUACCAUCGCACACCAGUCUUUUCAACUUCACGGAAUCAUGUCAUCAUUUAUUACAACUUCUAAUCAAAAGUUAAAGUCAAUCCCAGGAACAAAAUCAUAAUGUAAAUUUAACCUUUAUUAAAACUCUAUGGGAAAGAUGGCUUGGCAUAGCCUUUUCUUUCCUCAUGUGUUAACUAGCAUUUACAGUUGUCUCCAAGUGGAAUGAUAAUGAUUUACGAAUACAUUGUACAUGAUCCCAUAUAUUAAGUUAUUACCCACAACCAUGUUGAAUUGUUGUAAUCUCUAGUGAUGAUGAAAUGUUUAUUUUUCCUUUUGUCUCCAGAAACCUUUUGGGGUGCUUUGUUAGUCUGUUUUCAAGUGUUUAUGUGUACAACACAUACUGUAAGUUGACAUUUUUGACUGUACAUGAGAAAAUGACCUAUUGUAAUAUUGAACUUUAAAAGCUUACUGCUUAUCUUUUUCUUCAGAACUUGGCAAUAUUUUGGCAAAUAAUUUCAUCAGGUUAGAUACAAAUUAUGUGAUGUACAAUAUUCCAAAGUGAGACAUUUGUUUUCACGGUAUGUAAGUGUAAUGUAGCUCAUUCCAUUUCAAGAUAGAGAGCAGUAUAGCUUUUCUUAAGUGUGCCCAAUGAAAUACAAUAGAAGCCAUUUUUUAACAGUUUACUGAAUGCUUUGAUACACCAGAACCACGUGUUCUAACUGUUGAUCUAAACAGCAACACGUGGACAUGUUAAAUAUUUUGUGGUUUUUUUCAGUUGUGUUAAACUGGUACAUUGCUUCAGCGAAAAACAUUUUACACACGAAAGAAGUUUUGAAUAACUCUGGGUCCCUCAGUUACACCCAGUGAUGUUUCAAUAAUUUAAUAGUCCUUUGUGACUGAAAAGCAAAUCAGAAAAAGGGCUUAGAUCAGAAGUAUUUCUUGUUUAUUUUAUCCUGUUUAAGAAUCUAAGAAAGUAUAACAAUUUAUUUAUGCAAAAAAGCCUCUUUACUAUUUAUGUUGUCUGUAAAAAAAGUGUAAGUAAAAAGAAUGAGUGUCUGUCAGACACUUGCUUUAUUUUGGAACUAUAACAUUGCACUUAAAUCAUAAGAAACAUUAAAUGAUGUCUGGCAUUUAUCCUAUAUUAAUAUAUUUACAUGGACUUUGUUCAAUGCAAUGUCAUAGGAAAUUAUACAAACCGUCUUGAGAUGUGGUUGUUCUGAUGGCAUUUCUGGACUUAAAAAAUGAUUAGGAUACUUUUUAUGAUUAUUGGAAUCCUUCUUAAAUGGAAAUAUUGUGUCAUCUGUAAAGGGAAUUGUCACAGUGUGCUGAGAUAAUAUAAUAAUUAAAUCAACCUUUUGUCUAGAUGUUACCUGUAAGAAAUUUGUGAAUUGAAAUGCUGUUUUUUAUACAGCUGAUUGACAUAUAGAUUUGCACAAACUUGUUUUGGGGAAAAAAAAAAUCUUCAAUUUUUUUUGUGCUUUGGGAAUUACUCUUUAGGUGCACUGAAUAAAUGCCUUUCCGAUAGACAGAGAUUUAUAAAUAUAGAUACUGGAAUUUAUUCUUAUCUGUAUUUAUAUGAGUCUGGACAGACAAAGAAAGGAGAGUCUGGAUAGAAAUUAAAGUCUCAAAUAACAUGUGAGUGUUGUUCAGAAGAUAUUUAUUUUUUGAAACUUGAAAAAGGCUUUUGAUGUUGACUAAUGAUUAUAUUUUUGUAAGAAAAAUGUUAAAAAUAUUAAAGUUCUCAUUUGAGAGAGAACGUUGUGAACAGAGGUACUACCUUAAGUGUUUAUUUAACUUUGACCAUUCCAGAAUACAUUAUUUAUUAAGGUUGUAUUCAAAGGGCAGUCCAGGACUAUUUGUAAUCUUCAAUUUGGGAAUGAGUUUCUUUUUUCUGUCGCUUAUAUUAUCAACUGGUUUUGAAAAUGGGAUCAGUUGAUUUAAGUUGUUUAAAAACUUUCACACUAUUAUGUGUUUUAUAAAUAUAAUAUGAACAUGAAUAGAGACACAAAGCUGCAUUUGUAUAUUACUGUAUCUGUUUAUGUGAUCAAUUUUAUAACAUGACAAUUGCAAUGUGGUACAUGUUACUGCUGAUUUCAUAUUUAUUAGCUAGAUUCUGUUGAAUGAAAGUGCAAGAUAGGAUGCUUUCAUGUUUUAUUAAGUCAAAUUUAGAUUAAAAAGAGCUGAAUUGGUUAAGUUGAUGAAAACACUAUGCUUUAUUGUGUAUUGUUGUCUAGGUUGAUGACUGAUGUUAGCACUGACAUGGCUGAGAUUAUUUUGUGUACCAACACCAUUUAUGUAAAACAUGAGCAGUGCAAAGAGGAAGAAUUUGUACAGGAAAUGCAAGGGAUUGGCAAAACGUACUCCAAUCAACAGUGCACAGUGAAGAUCUUCGAAACAAGAAGUGAAAGAGCCAUUGGUUAGGAAAGAACUGAGACUGUCUCCAAGACUACAUUCUCACUGAAACAUGUGAGAGUACUGGUAUUUUUGUUAAAAGCAGCAAGGGUUUUAGAAGUUAAAAGAAAUGUAAGAACUGUAGAUGUAAUGAAUGAAAACAUCAAACUCUGAUAUCCGAUAUUAGUGAUUAUAUUCUUGAUGUCAGCAGUUUAGAUUUUGAUAUUGCAUUUUUAUACCAAAAAUAGAAAUGGCCGAUAUCAGAAACUGAAAUCUUUUGGAAUCAAAAGGCCAAUUAAAACUAAUGUUGAUCUCAGAAAUGCAUCUUGGGUAAAGAUUUGCCAUAAAACGUCUGUCGGUCUAGUGAGAAGUAAUUUGUAAAAGAGCUGUUAUCCUUACCUGUUAAACCAGGAAACCGGAGUUAAAGAUCAAUGCCAUGAUUACAUGCUAUAUGCUUCUAUCAUACUGAUGAAGUUUUACCACGAGAAAGAGUUUGAAGGGUUUUUUUUGUCACAAGGGGAGUGUUACAGAGAAUGAGCACCUACAGCAUCAAGGCACCCAGUACACAAAACAGGAACUUGGCCAAAUCAGUCAGGACUAAUCAAAAGGCAGUGGUAAAAAACAGGGAUAUCUGCAGUUCACAGGAAUAUCAGUAUUAAUGCUUAAACGCCUAUAUACUUCCAGGAUAAGUUGUUAUUUCCAUUAUGCUUCAUUAUCCAAACUAAUAUUUAUUAAAUCUUCCAGCUAUUUAUCAAUACAUGCAUGCUAUAGUGCAGUACCUGCCCAGGUCAUUGAUGUACUAAGCUGCUUAAGAUACACUUUCAAACAAACAUGCAACAGUUCCUUAAAGUAAACAGAAAUAAAAUAACACAAAUGAUCUGGAAGCUCAUAGUGGAGAAAUUAAAGUAAAAUUUUCCCUAUGACGAUAAUAAUUAGAAAUCUCAUAAAAAAUUGUACCCAUUUUGCUGUGUUGAGCAGUAAAGGCCAAAAAUAUUUGGCUUUGGCAUUAGGCUUCGCUUUAAAGGAAUCUUUGGGUUUCUUUCUGGAGCUAUUUCUGUUUUAUGAUAACUUUUGAAGUCUUGACAUCACAGAGUUCCAAAUGUUGUUUUUUUCCAAAAGUUAUUCUCUCAUAAAUUUCAGUGAUAGUUACUAAUACAGGUCCAGCUACGGAGCGGGGGUGGGGGUGGGUGCACACACAGAACACUAGUGGGGCAAACGACCAAAGGAGAAAGGAGUAAUUGUUUAUUUGAAAGAAGGACGCACUAUGGAAAACAGUCAUCAUUUCUGAGGUUAAACUCCAUAUUAGCUCAGCUUUGAUAUAGUAAAAUAAACGUUUGCCAUUGACAUUGCCCUUUCAAAAGGGACUGACAAGAAUAAGCUGAAUUACACUUACUUUGUAUAAAAACAUGGAUUGUUGAUAUACAUUUUGAAUCAUCAAUAUAAAGUAAAUUUGCUAGUAUCAGGGCGGGAAUUACAGAUGUCUGCAUUUUGUGAUUUGAAAGAUAUUAACAAUUCAUAUUUCUAAUAUCAGUUAUAUAUUUUUGGUAUCAAAAAUUAUGUUUUAGUAGAAAUUAAAGUACUGUUUUGAUAUUGGCAAUUUGAUUUUUUGAUAUCAGUAUUUUCAUUUUGGGGACCACAAUCGAUUCUUAUGUCAAAAUGUUUAAUUGAGAUGUUUUAUUGAUAUCAGCGAAACAUUGCUAAUGUCCUAAACUGAAUUUGAAUAUACUUGGAACUCUCAAGUCAUGGAAAAGUUACAGUACAUUUUUAUUGUGGCAAUGCCUUGUUGUCAGCAAACUGUUUUCAAACCAAAGGAGGUAUUCCACAAAUUCUAACUUGAUAGAUUUAAGAUUCAGUAUCAUAUUUUUAAUGUGUCACUGUGGCUGAGUUGUAUUAAAAUUGUAAUCUUGUGGGUAGGGUAGUAUACCUCAAUUUGUAAACAGUUGUUUGAAAUUCAACAGAAAAAAUGCAAACAGAUAUAAGGUUUAAUGAGAUAGACUUCGAAGUGGAUGGUUUUUGUAUCUAAAUUGCCAUUGGAAAAGUAAUGUUAAGAUUGUGAGAGUGAAGGGACUGGUUAGUAAAAACAGCUGAGGUAAAAAAAAAAAUGACCUGCCAGUCCCUGUUACAGAAAUCCUUGGACAUCUGUUUAGCAAUGCUCAGUUUCUUGCUGGAUGUCAGAGGACUGUUGUCUGAAUACAACCACAAGGUCAAUUGAAUAGUAUGACUUAGAGGCGCCUUGCCUUGUUUUUUUUAUUUUAAUUCUUUUGUUUAUAAAUAAUCUCUUUAACAAUCUUGAGAAAUGUUUAUUGGUUUGCUGGGGGGG